Molecule: messenger RNA, 540 nt
Organism: Manduca sexta (tobacco hornworm)
Lineage: Eukaryota; Metazoa; Arthropoda; Insecta; Lepidoptera; Sphingidae
Gene: HINT1
Product: histidine triad nucleotide-binding protein 1
Exons: 3
Coding region: 108-494 (128 amino acids)
Biological process (GO): purine ribonucleotide catabolic process
Cellular component (GO): nucleus; cytoplasm
Molecular function (GO): hydrolase activity
Source: RefSeq, a predicted model, not a curated record
ACAGCUCGGCUGUGACAGCCUUGUCAUUGUUAUGAGGUGACAGCAAUGAUAGGGUGACAGCAGACUGCCCGUCAGAUCACGUCAAUUUUUUUCGCCAUUCGCUAAACAUGGCCGGCGGUGAAGUUGAGCUAGCGCAGUCCGCCGCUCCCGGCGGAGAUACUAUAUUUGGGAAAAUAUUACGCAAAGAAAUCCCUGCGAAAUUCGUUUAUGAAGACGAUCAAUGUGUGGCGUUUCAUGAUGUGAACCCACAAGCUCCAACUCACAUCCUAGUGAUACCGAGGAAGCCAAUUUCGCAACUAUCCAAAGCUGAGGAUGCUGAUGAACAAUUGCUAGGUCAUUUAAUGAUUGCUGCUCGCAAGGUUGCUGCUCAAGAGGGUCUAGAUAAGGCAGGAUUCCGUCUUGUCAUCAAUGAUGGCAAAAAUGGUGCUCAAAGUGUGUACCACCUUCAUAUUCAUAUCCUUGGUGGUCGUCAAAUGCACUGGCCACCUGGCUAAAUGUGAUGAUUGUUAAAAUUUGAACACCAAUAAAGAGUUUUUUGUA